AUGUUAGGUCGACGACAACAGAAUCAACAACAACAACAGCGGUAUGAUAGUGCUAAUUUGCUGGAGGCGGGAGUUCCAUUAUUAACGCGAUUCAUGCCGUAUCUUCCUAUGAUAAUAAAAGUCGCAACAGGGGUGCCGGCGUUUUUUGUCGGGUUUAUCCUCGCCUGUCUUUUCUUCUUAGUGGUUGGACGAGAGGCGCUGCGGUAUGAAUACGCCCCAGUGGCCGGAUUUCACUUGUUGGCGUUGUUGUUGCUGCGGUCCCUCUUCACACCGUGGCGGGAGGGAAAAGAACGCGCGGCGGAAGUGCGGCGACGAGUGGCCGCGCAGCGGUCGUUUGUACGCGAUGUGCAACUCCAAUGGCGGGAAACAUUGGAUUGA
Messenger RNA from Trypanosoma theileri, 378 nucleotides. RefSeq lists its product as uncharacterized. Bases 1 to 378 code for a protein of 125 amino acids. The transcript has a single exon. The record is from RefSeq and is a predicted model, not a curated record. NCBI's taxonomy places the organism in Eukaryota, Euglenozoa, Kinetoplastea, Trypanosomatida, Trypanosomatidae.